CGAUCUGGCAAUGUGUCAUAGCCAAAACUUUGGGCGACACUAUUUCUUUAGUCUACACUUUCUAAAUCUGUUUGUCAAAAAUUUACUUUUUAAUUGCAUAACUUAUGACUGUAGUGAAAUUCAGCUAUAUUUAGUGUACAUCGGCUUGGAUUUGGGUGGGGCAGUUAGUAUAAAUAAACAAAUCAACCAGAAAACAUGGCCGACGACGACGGCAGGCGUGGUGUUACUGCAAUGGCAGAUGCCGAAACUACAGAGCAAAGCACCGAUAAUCCACAGACUUCUGAAAAACAUACAAAUUCUACUGAGGCUGAGGUAGUUGCAACUCAGCCCACUGAAGAGUUGGAGGACAAUGAGAAAACACUUCCCGGUGAGCAAGCUAUCCAAAAGAAUGCCACAGAGGUGAUUUCAACAACCAGCAGAGAUUCUGAAGAAACACGAAAUUUGUUGGCAAAGGCCAGAGAAGAGCUUAGUAGAGCCAUGGAGGAAUCAGCACGAGCUAGAGAUGAAGUUGAAAAAGCGAAAAAAGAUCUUGCUGUUGCAAAGCAGGAUACCUCUACAGCAAAUCAGACUGCUUCUGAAGAAAAACAUCAAAUUGAUGAAAGAAAUCUUAGUCUUUCAGAACCAACCCUGAAAGCUAAGCUAGAAGAAGAAAUGCCUAGCAAUUCCGAAACAGUUUUGGCCAUGGAAAAACAAAUGGAUAACAGCAAGAAUCAGCCAGAACAAGAGGUACAGCUAGAUAUACAGAAAGAAGCAAAUCUGGUUAAGGAUGAUUCCAUAAACUCAAAUCAAAAUUGUCAAGCCAUUCCAAGAAAUGCAGAAGAUGGUGCAGACAAACCAGCUUUAACCCCUGAAUCUCAGUUAGAAUUGGAAUGUAAAUCAGCUGUUGAUUUGGAAGAAGUAAAACCCAAUGCAGACAGCUUGAAAGAAAUUGGUGAAAAACAAACAGAGAAUAACAAAGAUCACAAAGACAAACAUAUUGAACCAUUAGGCAAAAUAGAAGAGGAAGUUAAGGAUGAGUCUCAUUUAGAAGAAAACCAGUCAGUGGAAGAACAAGGAAGGAACUCAGAAGAAGAAAAGAAUGAAGAAGCUGGACUAGUUGAAGGCGAAAAUGAAGAAGGUGAAGUUAUUGAAGACGAGGACGAAGAAGACGAGGCGGUUGAAGGUGAACACGAAGAAGACGAGAUUGUAGAAGGUGAACGCGAAGAAGGGGACGGAGAAGAAAGUGACGAGGAAGAUACCCCAACCAAACCAUUAGAUGACGAUGAAGACCGUCGAAAUCCUCAGUAUAUUCCAAAGCGGGGUGGGUUUUACGAACAUGAUGACCGAAAUCGCGAGGAGGUUGAAGAAGCAGUCACUGAGGAACCUGUAGGUGUGGAGGAAAAACCGAAGAAAACGAGAAGUGAAGCAAUCGAUCGCUGGGGUCAUGAUAUGUUUGACCCCAAUCAGCAAGGACCUAAAACUGGCGAUGAAUUGGUUGAUGCUUACGGAUAUGACAUACGUCAAGAAGAAGGAGCUCCAAGAGCGCGACGUCGCAGACGUUAUGGUCGUGGUCCCAAUAAGUACGAUCGUACUUGGGAGGACGAAGAUGCAUAUUCACGACCCCGUGGACGUGGUGGUGCUGCUUCUAGAGGUGGCCCUUCGGAACGCGGUUCCGGAUUCGACCGCAAUUCCGAUGGUCGGCCGCAACGCUCGCAGCGUCAAGAAAUGCCUAAAAAGGAUGAAUUCCCAGCACUUUCAGAAAAUCGACAGGAAAAUAGAGCCCAAGGGGAGAAUAAUCCGAAACCGUCUUCGCAGUCCAAUUGGAGAGAAGGUGAAAGGGGAGUUGCUGCAAUGACCGGAGGUAAUGAACGCCGUGGAGGGGGUAACGGUAACAGCAGCAAUAACAGUAAGGCGAACGCCAUAUCUUUCCGACGAGGAGGUGGUGGCCGAACGUUCGAAGAGCGGCGAGAAUCAAAAGAAUCUAAAGCAGUUAAAAGCCGUGGCGAUAAUUUGCCCCAGUCUGGUGAGCCGAAUGAGCAGAACACUGCCGAACAACCGCCGAAAGAAAACUUGAGGAGUCCCAGAAAAGCAGUUGGUGAUGCUACCACUCGUGGUGCAAUCUCUCGUGGAGGGAGCUCGCGAGGCGCAGGCAACCGCGGAGAUGGAGCAAUGUACGCAGGUCCUUCCCGCGGUGGUGGAUCAGAUGCUGCACCGAGAGGAAGAGGAGCUCCCAACGUUCGUGGCCGCCGUAACGAUAAUCCCAAUUGGGAUAGAGGAGAUGGAGGAAACAAUCGAGCUGGUGCAUCUCAUCAGGGAUUCUCACGUGGCCAAAGGGCUUCCCAGGAUGUGCGAAUGGAUCAUCGCGGUCCGUACGAGGAACCACGAGGUCGAGGAAGAGGCAAAUUUGGCCGACCGUUGGAAGGAAAUGCCGAGCAAGCUGUGGUGGGCGGAAUGGAACAGGUGCGCAUUGAAGAUCAUUCUGCACCAUCGCGUAAUCAAGAUGUCGGCCGGUCGAAGCGAUAUUCAUCUCAACGACAGAGGAUGACGACUCCUCCGCCAGCCAAUACAGGGCCCUCGGUGAUUCAACAGCCAUCUUAUCCUAUUGCCGCUGGAGGAAAUACGGCAUACUAUGCUUCAUAUAACGAUUCGCCACCUCCUAAUUUCGUCUCGGCAGCUCCAGCUCCUCUACUUCCGAUGGCUGUAGCAGCGCAAGGUGCACCGCCAUCAUUUAUUGCACAAACGAUGUAUCCCGCUGGUCCAGGCCCAGCGCCUUUCAAUGCUGGGCCGUAUCAAGGCUAUCCUCCGGCCCCAGCACCUCCUGCCGUCCCAGUAGGGGUUCCUAUCGGUUCGCCGACACAGGAUUACAUGUAUGGUGGUGGUACAAUGUACUACGAUCCUGGAAGACAACAGCCAAUAAGGCAUGGAUCGCAACCUACACGGAGAGCUAAAGCUGCUAUACCCAUCGUUGCACCUGACAACGAAGUUGACAGUUAUUUGAUAUCUGGACGACGACUUAACAAUGAAUAAUAUUUUCUUGACUUUACCCGACAUCGUCCUCCACUCAACCAUCGUUUGUCGUAUAUGAAGCCCUGAUGAGCGACGCCUUUUUUUCCUUUUUUUAAAUUUUCAACUUACAAAAUAUUUCUUUUUUUGGGUUAACAAAGAUAAAGGGCAAUUGACAAACA
Messenger RNA from Daphnia magna, 3164 nucleotides. RefSeq lists its product as uncharacterized. Lineage: Eukaryota; Metazoa; Arthropoda; Branchiopoda; Diplostraca; Daphniidae. The transcript is spliced from 5 exons. Gene Ontology annotation, molecular function: mRNA binding. Bases 196 to 3006 code for a protein of 936 amino acids. The record is from RefSeq and is a predicted model, not a curated record. Gene Ontology annotation, biological process: mRNA processing. Gene Ontology annotation, cellular component: exon-exon junction complex.